Molecule: messenger RNA, 1260 nt
Organism: Aspergillus homomorphus CBS 101889
Lineage: Eukaryota; Fungi; Ascomycota; Eurotiomycetes; Eurotiales; Aspergillaceae
Product: ankyrin repeat domain-containing protein
Exons: 2
Coding region: 1-1260 (419 amino acids)
Biological process (GO): regulation of barbed-end actin filament capping
Cellular component (GO): nucleus; cytoplasm
Molecular function (GO): protein binding
Source: RefSeq, a predicted model, not a curated record
AUGUUAACUGAUCUACCCCUAGAGUUGCUCUUUCACAUUGCCCAUCUGCUGGAUUCGCCCCAUGCCCUCAAUGCGCUAGUCCAAACCAAUCAUCGGCUUUACGACAGUCUCAACCCGACACUCUUUCGAGUACAUGUACGGCAGCACUCUCCCAGGCCCCCUGAGGCGCUAUGGUGGGCUGCGGAAAAUGGCCGUCUGCCGACCAUUCAUCAACUAUUGGCGGCAGGGGCGUCUCUCCCCAGCCCACCAGUGGUCAAAGAUACCUCAUCUCAAGGACCAACGGACUCGGAGGAUGAGGACUCCUCUGAGGAAGAAGAAAAUCGCUGCCAUCCGAUCUUUCUUGCCCCCCAAGCGGGCCAUGGCGAGGUCGUCGACUUUUUCCUCUCUCAAGGCGUCUCACCAGACAUCAAAGAUAGAUCCGGUAGCACCCUGCUCUGCGCCGCCGUCCGCGAGCAGCAGUUCGAUAUAGCCGAGUCACUACUGCAACGAGGGGCGAACCCAUGGCAGCCCCAUGAUACUCAAGUCUGCGCUAUGGGCUGGGCAGUGACCAAAGAUACAGCAGGAACAAGAAACGAGCCAAGAUUUGUCCCGCUCCUCCUGCACUACGGAGAAAAACACCAGGCAAUCGAUCCGAGCCUGAAAGCGGUCGUGCUUCAAGAGGGACUGCUGAAAGCCUUUGCUCAGUCAGGAACCGAGCAUAUUGCACGGAUGUUGUUAGCGGCCGGGGCGGACCCAAACUAUCUCGGCCCCAAGGCGCGGGUGACUCCUCUGGCUCAAGCUGCAGGCAUGAGAAACUUCGCCAUGGUCAAGCUUCUCGUCGAAGAGGCCGGUGGGGAUCUCAACCUUCUCAAUGACCGGCAAGAGGGGCCGUUAUCAGAAGCGGCUGUACGUACGCAUUGCUUUUGGUGGAAAUGGGAUGAUGGCACAUCUCACUAUGGCUUUAUGAGGGCGCGCUCGCAGUCGCCAGCAUGGAAAGUCCAGGUAGACGCUGAGACCAUGGCCGAAAUGGUGGCCAUGACAGCUUUUCUUCUGGACCUCGGGGCGGAUAUUCGCCGGGGCGGAGGGGAUCUGGCAUUGGCGAAUGCAAUCAAGUCUCACAACGCAGAACUGGCCCAGUUCCUGCAGGUACGAGGGGCCCGUGUUCAAGCGUUGAAUGACUCGGAUCAGCCGGCUCUCGAGCUUGCGAUUCUGAACGGCGAACUUCCGAAGGCAGCAGACUUGUCCCUGGAAUCUGGGGUCUACUUCAGAGUAACUGGUUAG